Molecule: messenger RNA, 2217 nt
Organism: Sinocyclocheilus rhinocerous
Lineage: Eukaryota; Metazoa; Chordata; Actinopteri; Cypriniformes; Cyprinidae
Product: ankyrin repeat and BTB/POZ domain-containing protein 2-like
Exons: 16
Coding region: 1-2106 (701 amino acids)
Molecular function (GO): protein binding
Source: RefSeq, a predicted model, not a curated record
AUGGCUAGCCAAAGUGACCUGGUGUCACGGGCCAUGCACCAUAUGCAGCGCCUCAGUUCUGUUCGUCACGGGCUCAGUCCUGCACGUCAUGCCCGCCAGCAGCCCGUUUCCUGGUCUCCAGAUGCCCUCCACACUCUCUACUACUUCCUGCGAUGCCCUCAGAUGGAGUCCAUGGAGAACCCCAACCUGGAUCCGCCCAGGAUGGCCCUGAGCAAAGAAAGGCCGUUCCUCCUCCUCCCCCCGCUGAUGGAGUGGAUGCGUGUGGCCAUCGUUCACGCGGAGCAUCGCCGCAGCUUAUUGGUGGACAGCGAUGAUGUCAGACAGACGGCGCGGCUGCUCUUGCCCGGACUGGACUGUGAGCCCAGACUGCUGAAGCCCGAGUGCUGCUUUAGUUCCUUCAGGCGGCUGGAUGCCAAAGCCGCCACAGAUAAGUUCCAGCUGGACCUGGGCUUCCGCAUGCUCAACUGCGGCCGCACCGACCUGAUUGGCCAGGCCAUCGAGCUGCUUGGGCCAGACGGUGUCAACAGCAUGGAUGACCAGGGUAUGACCCCACUCAUGUACGCCUGCUCAGCUGGAGACGAGGCUUUAGUCCAAAUGCUGAUUGAUGCUGGAGCCAAUCUGGAUGUAGCGGUACCCGUUUGCUCUCCCAAACACCCUUCAGUCCAUCAAGACAGCCGCCACUGGGUGGCGCUCACAUUCGCUGUGUUACAUGGACAUAUAUCAGUAGUGCAGCUUCUGUUAGAUGCCGGGGCGAAUGUGGAAGGAGCAGCCGUCCGUAACGGACAGGAGAGCAACGUCGAGACGCCUCUCCAGCUGGCAUCUUCCGCAGGGAAUUACGAAAUGGUUAGUUUACUGCUGGUGCGCAGUGCCGACCCCCUGCUGAGGUCCCGGGACAGUAACACGCUGACAUCAUCGCUCUAUGAGGACAUGAACUGCUUCAGUCAUGCUGCCGCCCAUGGCCAUAGGAAUGUUUUGCGGAAGCUCCUCUCUCAGCCUCAGAAGGUAAGGGAAGAUGUGCUCUCUCUGGAGGAGAUCCUGGCGGAGGGUGUGGAGGCCGAGACGCGGGCGUCUGGCCGGAAUGGACAUUCUCUACCCCCUCCUCCAUCCCCAAACCUCAGCCUGGUGUCAGAAGAUUCCUUGCCCAAGCUGUGUAAGGCCCGUAUGAAAGCUCUGCAGGAGGCAUCCUUCUACAGCGCAGAGCACGGCUACCUAGAUGUCACCAUGGAGCUCAGAUCAUUGGGAGUGCCAUGGAAGCUCCAUGUGUGGUUGGAGUCACUACGCAGCGCUCAGCAAAGGUCGAGAGCCGGAGUCAUGCUCUCCCUUCUGCGAGACUUCACCUCCAUCAAAGAGGAGGAUUACUGUGAGGAACUAGUCUGCAUCGGCCUUCCUCUGAUGUUCAACAUCCUGAAAAACAGCAAGAACGAGGCAAUAAUCCACCAGUCGGGCGUCAUUUUUAGUCACUGUUACGGUCCUGCUCCACUUCCUCCUAUCCAAGAAAAGAAGGCAGCGCUCUCUGCUCAACUCGACCCUCACUUCCUGAACAACCCAGAGAUGUCUGACGUGACGUUCCUAGUGGAGGGCAAACCGUUCUACGCUCAUGGGGUUCUGCUGCUCACGGCGUCCGACAGGUUAAAAAGUCUGCUGGCGCUGAACGGGACGGACAGCACUCAGCCCCGCAAGGAAAUCGAGAUCAGCAACGUCAAGUACAACAUCUUCCAGAUGAUGAUGUCAUACCUGUACUGCGGGGGGACGGAGUCUCUGAAGAUGGGCGUCCCAGAGUUACUGGAGUUACUGACAGCAGCCAGUUUGUUCCAGUUGGGGGCGCUACAGCGGCACUGUGAAAUUAUCUGUGCUCAGAACAUUGACCUCGACAAUGCUGUGAACAUCUACCACACUGCUAAGGCUCAUGGUGCGGUGGAGCUCAGUACAUACUGUGAAGGUUACUUCCUGCAGAACAUGGCAGGUCUGUUGGAGAGGGAAGCCUUCCGUAUGCUGAUACUGGGGUCCGGGACACGGAGCGGGUCUGGAAAAGACUCUCUUCUGGAAGAGCUGGAGGCAACGUCAGCACGCAGACUACGCUCACUGCUAGUGACUUCUCGUGUGUGAAAGAAAAAGAGUGGAAAAAAUAGAAAAGGAAGUACACAAUAAAAGACAUGAAUGUGUAGAUGUUAAGACAAAAGAAAGACUGAGGAACUAUGAAAAGGAAAUGCUAUUGGG